CGCUCGCCCCGUCCGGCCCCUCCAUGGCGGCGCCCCUGUCUCCCGGCGAGUGCGGCUACAUCCGCACCGUCCUGGGCCAGCAGAUCCUGGGGCAGCUGGACAGCUCCAGCCUGGCGCUGCCGUCCGACACCAAGCUGAAGCUCGCGGGCAGCAGCGGGCGCGGCGGCCAGGCGGCCAAGACCUUGCGGGUGCAGGAGCAGGUGCAGCAGACGCUGGCCCGGCGCGGCCGCAGCUUCGGGGGCGGCGGGAACCUGCACCGGGCCAGCAGUGUCCCUGAGUACGUUUACAACCUGCACCUGGUGGACAAUGAAGAUGGAGCCAGCUGGUAUGUCCCCAGGCCCAGAGUACAUGACACACAGCAGACACAACAUCUGAGCGCCUGGGACAGACGUGGGACCAGCGGGGCUGCUAUGUGGAGCUCGGGGCUGGUCGUGGGCCCGGGGCCUGGCUGGCACCCUGGGGAGGAGCGGGGCUGGCGUCAGCCACUACGCCGCCUGGAGGUAUCCCCGGACCGGAGCCCGGAGCGACCAUCUCUUGAGCCCUGGGGCCCUGCACUGCCCCUUGCAGAGCCCCGGGGCCCUGGCCUGUUGCCUGCCCGCUAUGCUCGCUCUGAAGUCCUGGGCAGCAGCAGCAUGUCCCGCUCAGGGGCCUGGCAGCGGGUCUGGGACACCGGCCGCCCCCCAUCCCGCCCUGCCUGGCCCCCCAAUGGCUGUGCAUUCACCUGCCCACGGCCCUCCACCAGCCGCAGCACGGGGGACCUGCUGGACAAAGAGAAUCUACUGACUGUGGGGACCGUGAGCCGCCCUAUAGGGACCCUGUCCCGGGUCACCCAGAGCAGGGCUGCCCGCUCUUCCUGGCGCCAGAGCUCCUUCCACAGUGCACGCUCGCUGCCUGUCACCAGCCCCGGGGACACGGGCACCGGGAGGACAUACCUGACCGCCGGGCAAGUGGCUGCUGUGGGGGGAGGCCGCCUGGUCAUGGAUAGAAAUGCCUUCGUGGAGCCACAGCUUGGGAGUGCUGGGGAUGUGGAGCUGACCCUGGAGCGUGCUGUAGGCAUGCUGGACCUCGACUGCCCACCCAGCCGUCUGUCGGCCGCCGCCACCUUCAUCCAGCAUGAGAGCUUCCAGAAGGCAGAGGCUCGGAGAAAGGUACACCAGCUCCGUGGCAUCCCCCGACUCCUGCAGCUCCUCAAGGUGCCAAGCGAGGAUGUGCAACGUGCUGUAUGUGGAGCACUGAGGAACCUGGUGUUUGAGGACAAUGACAACAAGUUGGAAGUGGCUGAACUCAAUGGGGUCCCGAGGCUGCUGCAGGUGUUGAAGCAGAGCAGUGACCUGGAGACAAAGAAGCAGAUCACAGGCCUGCUGUGGAACCUCUCAUCCAGUGAUAGGCUGAAGCACUUGCUGGUGACAGAGGCCCUGGCCACGCUGACCGAGAACAUCGUGGUGCCCUUCUCAGGCUGGCCUGAAGGUGACUACCCCAAGGCCAAUGGGCUCUUGGACCUGGACAUUUUCUACAACGCCACAGGCUGUCUCAGGAACAUGAGCUCCGCAGGGCCGGACAGCAGGAAAGUGAUGAGGAGGAGCGACUGCCUCAUAGACUCCCUAGUCCACUACGUGCGGGGCACCAUCGCCGACUACCAGCCCGACGACAAGGCCACAGAGAAUUGCGUGUGCGUCCUUCACAACCUCUCCUACCAGCUGGAAGCCGAGCUCCCCGACCCCUACGCGCAGAGCAUCUAUGCACCACAGCGCAACACUCAGCCGGACAAUGGCCGGACUGUAGGCUGCUUCGGGGGACGAAGCAGGAAGGUGAAGGAGCAAUUCCAGGCUCUGCCAAUGCUGGAAGAGAAGAGCAACCCCAAGGGCGUGGAAUGGCUAUGGCACUCCAUUGUGAUCCGCAUGUACCUGUCCCUCAUUGCCAAGAGCACCCGGACCUACACCCAGGAAGCCUCUCUGGGUGCGCUUCAGAACCUGACUGCAGGCAGUGGCCCGAUGCCAGCAGCCGUGGCACAGAUGGUGGUGCAGAGGGAGAAUGGACUGCAGCAUGCCCGCAAGAUGCUGCACGUGGGAGAGCCAAGUGUGCGCCGUGCAGCCGUCUCACUCCUGCGGAACCUUUCACGGAACCUCCCGCUGCAGGAUAGCAUUGCCAAGGAGACGCUCCCUGACCUGGUGUCGGUCCUACCCAGCACCGUACCCAGCACUGAGCUGCUCAUCGAGACCACAGCAUCUGCCUGCUACACCCUCAGCAACCUGGUGCAGACCAACCUCCAGCAUGCACGUGACCUGCUGAAUGCAGGGGGGCUGCCCAAGAUCAUAGCCAUCAGUGCCAGUGACACUGCCAUGUCCAACAAAGCAAGCCGGGCAGCCUCAGCCCUGCUGUUCUCCCUAUGGGCACACACGGAGCUGCACGGGUCCUACAGGAAGGCACAGUUCAAGAAGACAGAUUUUGUCAACAGCCGGACUGCCAAAGCCUACCACUCCUUAAAGGACUGAAUAGACAGCACAGG
Messenger RNA from Suncus etruscus (white-toothed pygmy shrew), 2506 nucleotides. RefSeq names its product plakophilin 2 (gene PKP2). Gene Ontology annotation, biological process: cell-cell junction assembly; intermediate filament bundle assembly; protein localization to plasma membrane. Bases 24 to 2492 code for a protein of 822 amino acids. The record is from RefSeq and is a predicted model, not a curated record. Gene Ontology annotation, cellular component: intermediate filament; intercalated disc; plasma membrane. The transcript is spliced from 13 exons. Gene Ontology annotation, molecular function: intermediate filament binding; protein kinase C binding; cadherin binding. Lineage: Eukaryota; Metazoa; Chordata; Mammalia; Eulipotyphla; Soricidae.